This is a messenger RNA of Raphanus sativus (radish), 1386 nucleotides long. Its product is annotated as BAHD acyltransferase At3g29680-like. The transcript has a single exon. NCBI's taxonomy places the organism in Eukaryota, Viridiplantae, Streptophyta, Magnoliopsida, Brassicales, Brassicaceae. The record is from RefSeq and is a predicted model, not a curated record. Bases 4 to 1386 code for a protein of 460 amino acids.
ACAAUGGAGCUAAAAGUAAUCAAGAUCACCCGAGUCAGCCCCGCAACUGAUUCGUCCCGCGACUCUGCCGACCCACUCAUUCUCCCACUCACCUUUUAUGACUUGGGGUGGGUAAGAUCACAUCCUACUCAGCAAGUCAUCUUCUACAAACUCCCAGAGUCAUCUCCUGAGUUUUUUCACUCCGUGAUUCUCCCUAAGCUCGAGCGCUCUCUCUCCUUCGUCCUCCGUCACUACAUCCCGUUGGCUGGCCACCUCAAGUGGAACCUACAAGAUCCUAAGCCUCAAGUUGUUGUCUACGGACACGACACUGUCUCGCUAACGGUGGCUGAGUCCAACGCUGAUUUUCUCUUUGUUUCGGGUAAGGGGCUACGUCCCCAGACGGAGUUACGCCUCUUGGUGCCGGAGUUAUCGGUUUCGUCUGACUCCGCAUCUCUAUAUUCUCUGCAAGUCACAUUGUUUCCAAACCAAGGGUUUUGCAUCGGCCUAGCAGAACAUCAUGUUUUGAAGGACGGUGUAGGAUCUAUAAUGUUUAUCAAAGCAUGGGCUCACAUUUGUAAGUCACUAAAAAUGACUUUACCUAGUGACUUUAUUCCAAUAAUAGAUCGUACUCUCAUCAAUGUUCGGCCCAGUCUUGAAUCCAAGAUUUUGGAAUGCAUGUCAUACUUUAUAGAUGAAAAAGAUGGCAAGAGAACCAUGAAGCCGCCUCCAUUGGGAGAGAUAUGUUCUGAUCUUGUCCGUAUAACACUCGAGAUGACUAAGGAGAAAGUCGAGAAACUCAAAGAGCGAGCCAUGCGAGAGUCAACUCGCUCUAUGUCUAAGCUUCAUUUAUCAACGUUCGUUAUAGUUAACGCCUAUGUCUGGAGCUGCCUAGUGAAGGCGCGUGGAGGUAACAAAGAGAAACCAUUGCUUUUCAUGUACGCAGCUGAUUUUAGGAACCGGUUAGAUCCACAAGUCCCUGAGAAGUACUUGGGGAACUGUGUGGUCCUUAUCAGUUGCAUUGGCUACAAAGCAAAGAAGUUACUGGGAAGAGAUGGUUUUAUUAACGCUGUGGAGAUUCUUAGCGACUCAGUCAAAGGUUUGGGUUCAAGAGGAGUUGAAGCACUUUGGGAGUCCUUCAUUGAUGGAAUGAAGCAAGUGAAACCGGAUACUCAUGUUGAGUCCGUCUCUGGGUCGACCCGGAUGGGGUUAUACCGGGCGGAUUUCGGGUGGGGAAAACCGGUUAACCAUGAGAUUGUGUCCAUUGACCGGUAUCCAGCGUUUUCGAUGUGGGAGAGGAGGGAUGAGACCGGUGGCGCUGAGAUCGGCUUGUGUCUGAGGAAGAGUGAGAUGGACACUUUUAUUGCUUUGUUUGAAUAUGGUUUGGAAAUAAUUGCAUCACGUAUUUAA